AUCAUUCUUUGCUUUUGUGUAAUGUUUUUAUUAGAAAUGUGAAACCCAAAAGCGCAUAUUGGUAUUAAUUCAAGUCAUAACAUUUGAUAAAAAAUUUAGAGAGGUCCUUAUUUAUUUCUGGCAUGGUUUUAGAAAGAGGAAGGGUGGUUUUAGCAGUGGUGGGACGAUGGUAAGACAGAUAUCAAGCUUUAUGUCAGCAGCACACCCUCAACGUGAGUCCACAGGAGAUCGAGGAUAUGUUGAAAUCCUCAAGUUGAAAACACUAGCUUUAGCCAACCAGCUGGACGUAAAAGGGUGCACUGGUCCGGUCCCGAUUCCAGACCAUCUCAGAGAUGGAUAUUAGCUUCUUCUUCGGUCUGGAGAAUGAGAGUGGACCCAAGGGGGUGAUCCGCACUUUGUUAGCAGACACAGGGGAGAAGAUGAUCUGCAGCAUCCUGCUGCUCAUCAUCCUGACCUCCUGUGUCUCUGGAACAUUUGUAGUGAAUGUGACCCAGACCUCCUAUCAGGCAGAGGAGAACCAGCACAUCACACUGGAGUGGACCUUCACAACCAACCCUCACACUUCCUCCAACUCUCUUUUUAUCUUCUGUGAACUGAUAACUGAUCUCAAUUUUCCAGUCCUGUUUCAUCUCCAUGAAGGAGUUGAGGUCCCAGAGUCUCAGGAUGAACAGUUUGCAGGACGAGUCCAGUGGGACAAAGACGUCCUCAGAGAAGGACGACUCAGACUUCAUGUGUCCAGGCUCAGGACUGAAGACUCGGGACAGUACCUGUGUGAUGUGAUGUGCACAAGUUAUGGGAGUAACUCUGGUAGAUGUUGGCUCAACGUCACUGCAGCGAGGGAUCGGCCUGAACCUGAGACACCAAACACAACAAGUCCACCACAACAAGAGAGUUGGGGAAGGAUCGGACUCUACUGUGGACUGACAGCAGCAGCUCUGCUGGUUUUUUGUACUCUCUUUUUAGUCUUCAGUCCUUGUUUUACCAAAUCUACUGAUAAUGAAAGAAAUCUCCUACAGUUUGCAGCUGUACAGAUGUCGAGUUUAUCAGAGAAACAAGUCAUCAGGACUAACAGGACCCAGUCUGACCAGAGGGUCAGGGAAGGAUCGGACUCUACUGUGGACUGACAACAGUAGCUCUGAUGGCUGGUUGUUACUGUUUUUACAGACACUUUCCGUUCAAGAUUUCUACUCAGAGAAAACUUAUACUUCACCAAGUGCAUCAGUAGAAACUUUAAUUAAACAAUACUGUCAAAAAAUUCAAUUUUGUACCACAGAGACAGAAAAUACUAGUUUCUCACAAACAAAGUUGUUUGAAACAAAUGCUGUGCACAAAAAGUGACCCUGAGUCAUAUAACACAACUGAUUAAUGGUGGAAAAUAUGUUACUUAAUAUAUUGCUGCUGAAAUUAAGUGAAACAAAUGAUGUAAAUUACACUAAAUAAAGAAAGCACACAGAACAAUAUGGAGACAUCUUCCUGCUUCUUCUUCUUCUUCUUAUUCCUGAAUUUCAGUUCCAGAGACAUUUAAACCACAAUGCAACCGGAGCACCAACUCUUCCAUUCAUGUGUGUUAUGAUGCUGAGCUGAUAGCAUGCAGGUUAACUGUGGAGACUUGAUGAUCAACUCCUUCAACAAGACCAGCUGACUCCCAGUGAAAAGCUCCCUCUGCU
Messenger RNA from Perca flavescens (yellow perch), 1667 nucleotides. RefSeq lists its product as uncharacterized. Lineage: Eukaryota; Metazoa; Chordata; Actinopteri; Perciformes; Percidae. The record is from RefSeq and is a predicted model, not a curated record. Gene Ontology annotation, biological process: cell surface receptor signaling pathway; negative regulation of T cell proliferation; cellular response to lipopolysaccharide. The transcript has 4 exons. The coding region runs from base 333 to 1124 and encodes 263 amino acids. Gene Ontology annotation, cellular component: external side of plasma membrane.